UUUUUGCUUCCCCAUAUCGGCUCAAAGUUCCUCACUACUCUGUUUUCGUAUUUAUGCUUCUACACCACUCUCGUCUCGUCUAUUGUACUUUAUCGCAUUUCUCCGUUCCAUCCGCUUGCCAAGUAUCCCGGUCCGUUGUCCUUGAAGAUAUCAAAAUUCACGGCAAUGUACCAUGCAUUGAGAGGCAAACAGUAUCGGUAUUUCAAGAACUUACAUGACAGAUACGGCCACGUUGUCCGCGUCGGUCCUAAUGAACUAUCAUUUGCUGAUGCCGAAGCAAUCCCACCUGUCCUCGGAUCAGACGGAAUGCGGAAAGGACCUUUAUGGGCAAUACAUACCAAACCCGGAACGACUCCCCACGUUGUCGCUUUGCGAGACGUCAACAAACAUCGUGAACGCAGAAAAUUAUGGAAAUAUGGUUUCACUUCCGCGGCUAUUAAGGAUUACCAACCAAUUAUGGCAAAUCGUUUGCUGCAGCUCGUCGAGGAGCUCGGAAAAGGCUGCAGCAGUGACAAUGGGAACCACGGGAACCACGUUGAUCUUGCUCAAUGGAUUGGUUAUUUCGCUUACGACUUCAUGGGUGACUUAGUAUUUGGUGGAGGUUUUGAGUUCAUGCGCCUUCACGACAAAGAUGGUUUUCGUUCAAUACUAGAAGACACCCUGAAAAUGCUAGGAAUUCUGGAGCACAUAUCAUGGAUUGCAGAAGUCCUCUCGAAACUUGGGUCUGAACCAGCAGCAAUCGUAACAUAUAGGGAGUACGGAACGAAACGUUACGAUAUGCGUAAGGAGCAGGGGGCAACAAGAAAAGAUUUGUUCCAUUUCAUUAUGAAUGAAGAAGGGCCCGAAGAAUUGAAGGUGCCGAGGGACCAGGGGUUGAACGAGGUCUUUGCUGCCAUGGUGGCAGGUGCCGACACGACAUCGACCGUCCUUAGUGGCCUUUUCUUCUAUAUCCUCACGAACCCUGAGACUUUUACGAAACUGCGACAAGAAAUCAAUUGUGAGUUCCCACUAGGGGAAGGAGAGCCAUUCGACGCGGUGAAGCUCGCCACAAUGCCGUACCUGAAUGCUGUCAUUAAUGAGACGCUUCGUCUGCAAACACCAGUAGCCACUUCAUUACAGCGGACACCGUUAGAAAAUAGUGGUGGUAAAUGGGUUGCAGGAAGGUUCAUUCCAGAGAACACAGCAAUAUAUAUCCCACCAUACGUCCUUCAUCGCGACCCUCGCUACUUCUCUCCCUUCCCCGACGACUUCAUCCCGGAACGCUGGUCCGACAACGAGCGAAAAAGCACCAGCGACAAGGGGAAACCAAAAUUUACGACCGACACAACUGCAUUCAUCCCCUUUUCCUACGGACCUGCAAACUGCAUCGGAAAGAACCUCGCCUUGUUAGAAAUGCGCAUGGUUGUCGCUACGUUGGUCCAGAAAUUCGACAUGGGGCUUUCGGGGGAUUACGAUCUGCCUAAGUGGGAAGAAGAUCUACAGGAUUAUUUCAUGAUGAAAGUUGGGAAGCUACCUGUUGUGUUGAACCUUAGAGAAUGA
Fomitiporia mediterranea MF3/22 is the source of this 1539-nucleotide messenger RNA. RefSeq names its product high nitrogen upregulated cytochrome P450 monooxygenase 2. Gene Ontology annotation, molecular function: oxidoreductase activity, acting on paired donors, with incorporation or reduction of molecular oxygen; heme binding; iron ion binding. The record is from RefSeq and is a predicted model, not a curated record. The transcript is spliced from 9 exons. The annotation marks the transcript as partial. NCBI's taxonomy places the organism in Eukaryota, Fungi, Basidiomycota, Agaricomycetes, Hymenochaetales, Hymenochaetaceae.